Messenger RNA from Brassica oleracea var. oleracea, 1818 nucleotides. RefSeq names its product serine carboxypeptidase-like 42. The transcript has 11 exons. Gene Ontology annotation, molecular function: serine-type carboxypeptidase activity. Bases 204 to 1613 code for a protein of 469 amino acids. Lineage: Eukaryota; Viridiplantae; Streptophyta; Magnoliopsida; Brassicales; Brassicaceae. The record is from RefSeq and is a predicted model, not a curated record. Gene Ontology annotation, biological process: proteolysis.
AGGUGAAGCUCGUCUUCUAGUUCUGUGUUCUGCGUUGUAUUUCAAUGGCUUGUGAAUGGUUCUUUUCAUUUUUUCGUGGCUCUUAUGAGCAGAAACUCUAACUAAAUAGCAUAAAGACAGACACAUAGAGUUCUACUUUUAUAUGUACACAACAUCUAAUUUUCUUCACGCUGUGGCUUAUGUAUCCUGAUCUGUAGACUAUCAUGGUGUGGUACGGUGCCUUGGCGGUGACAAUGGUGGUGGUCGUGGUUAUAGUGCAGUGGUUGGGUUGCAACUUUGCAGAAGGGUAUCCGGAAGAAGAACUUGUGGUGAGGCUUCCUGGUCAACCAAAAGUCUUAUUUAGACAGUAUGCAGGUUAUGUCGAGGUUGACUCCAAAACAGGCCGUAGCCUCUUCUACUACUUUGUUGAAGCAGCCACACAACCUGAGACCAAACCCUUAACCCUUUGGCUUAAUGGAGGUCCAGGUUGUUCAUCAGUUGGUGGAGGAGCUUUCACUGAGUUGGGUCCAUUUUACCCUACAGGAGAUGGCCGUGGCCUCCGCAUUAACUCCAUGUCUUGGAACAAAGCCUCGAACCUGCUUUUUGUGGAGUCUCCGGCAGGAGUUGGUUGGUCGUACUCCAACACAAGCUCUGAUUACAACACCGGGGACGAAACUACUGCAAAAGAUAUGCUUGUGUUCUUGAUGAGAUGGUUCAGCAAGUUCCCAGAAUUGAAAGCUCGUGACUUCUUUCUCACUGGGGAAAGCUACGCAGGACAUUACAUACCUCAACUGGCUGAUGCUAUACUCAGCUAUAAUAGACAGUCAAGUGGGUUCAAGAUCAAUGUCAAAGGAAUUGCAAUUGGGAAUCCACUUCUAAAGCUGAACACAGACACUUCGGCUGUUUACGAGUACUUAUGGUCGCAUGGCAUUAUUUCGGAUGAACUUAGACUAGAAAUAAUCAGGCAGUGUGAUUAUAACAAUAUACCAAACGUAAGCAACGCGUGCAUCAAGGCAACCACUGAAGCCGGCGUCGUUUCUCAGUUUAUCGACGUCUAUGAUGUUCUCCGAGACCUAUGCUACCCAUCCAUUGUCCAGCAAGAGCUGAGGCUCAAGAAAAUGGCUACACACAUGAGCAUAGGGGUGGAUGUUUGUAUGACCUACGAAAGAAAGUUCUAUUUCAAUCUCCCAGAGGUCCAACACGCUCUUCACGCCAACCGCACUCGUCUGCCUUACGAAUGGUCUAUGUGCAGCACCCUGGUAAAUUACCAUGGCAUCGACUCAAACAUCACCAUGCUUCCGCUUCUUAAGAGAAUUAUACAGAACAAAACUCCUGUUUGGAUUUUCAGUGGCGAUCAAGAUUCUAUAGUUCCAUUUCUUGGUACUAGAACCAAUAUACGAGAACUUGCUCAUGAUCUUAACUUCAGCACCACACUUCCCUAUGGACAUUGGUUCCACAAAGACCAGGUUGGCGGCUGGGUCACUGAGUAUGGAAAGCUAUUGACGUUUGCAACAGUGAGAGGAGCGGCUCAUAUGGUGCCCUAUGCGCAGCCCGCACGAGCUCUCCAUAUGUUCAGUUUCUUUGUGCGUGGACGAAGAUUGCCCAACAACACACAUUACCCUCAUGAUGAAUGAGAGAGGAGAUUAUCUCUUUAUUGUUAACAACCUAUAUUAAGACAAUGGCAUGGUUAUCAUUGUAAUAAGUUGUUAUUGAGAAGUGUUACUUUUCUAGAGUAGGAGAUAUUGGAUUCCAAUUUGGGAUGUCAUAGACAUAAGAACCCAUUUUGAAUAGUUUUGAUGUAUGCAUCAUUGAUUUAAUUAAUAUCUUCUGCUUUCCUCC